ACACAUGUAUAAAUGACGAAGAUAUGGUUGGGGAGAGGGGGGUUUGGCGUUACUUGCAUAUCAUAUACUGUCAGUUCCUGCUUUUUAUAUUCACUUUGAGUACCUACGAUUCUAGUACAAGUUCCAGAAGAUCUGAUCCGUAUAGUAUCUCGUCUGAAAUGUGAUGUCCCGGGUGUGAUGUCAGUCAAUCCCAAGUGGAAAGGGUCCUCUAUAUAUAGACUUGGAACACCGAUAGAUCGAGGGAAUGACGGUACGUGUUAAUGUUUCAGCUGUUUCUGCCCUAUAACGCCAUAAUUUCGAUGGUGUAUAAUUCUGUGGUUGUCAUAAUCAGUAAAAUCCAUCAGGAUGGUGAAUGAGCUAAUGUGGCUGUAAUAUCAUGUUGUGGGCAUGGUAUAAAGACUCCUUCGAGGAUGUGCAUUUCGAAUAAAGGAAGUUCACGGUUAGCCUUCGGUGAAAUGUCACGUGUUAAUGAGUUGUGCAUAAUUAUGGACCCUCAUAUGAAAAACUUCCCCUAAUCAUGCUAAUAAAUAUUCAAUGAAUGCUACUACUUAUCCAGCAUUGAAUAGACCUGCACUGUCUUGAUCGAGAAGUUGGAUUACUUCAACUGGCCGUAACGCCGAGGAAGUCACGAUGAAGAUCUGGAUCAGUUUAACGGUCACAAUAUUCAUCAUCUAUGUCGUAUACAUAGUGAAGGGUGCUAAUAUUGCCGUAUCCUUACUUGUACCUGUACCGAGUAGCCAUGCCAGAGGUUUAUCAGACAUAGCAGGAGCUCUAACCAGACGCGGCCACAAUGUCACCAUCAUCACAAGUUCUUCCGAAGGAACAAAUGGUUUUUCGGAUGACACCUACAGCCGGUCCAUCCAAUACAAAUUCGAGUAUCCUCAAGAACUGCCACCGAAGGAGGAACUUGAAAAGGAGUUCCUUGAUCUUGCUUUCGAGUCGAGUGGGACAAAGCAAAUUAAGGUGUUAAGGUGGGUUUUUACCGUGAUACGACAUGGUUGUAAGUGUCUCUUUGACGACUCACGAACACUUGCUCAGCUCAAGGAAUCAAACUUUGACAUCCUCAUCGGUGAUGCCUUUGACAGUUGUGACGUGCUGCUUAGUAGUUACCUUGGAUUGCCCUACAUUGCGGUUACAACUGCUGAGAGAUAUCCAUUAUUCAACGAACGCGUGUAUGGUAUCCCCAUGCCACCGUCGUACGUACCAUUUGGUAAUUUCCCUCUGCCAAAUAGGAUGUCUUUCGGAGAACGCAUUUUAAGUUUUAUUGAACAUCACAUUUUUAUCAACAUCAUCGGGUGGACCCAUUUCAGAGCUUUGGACACGGUCAAAAUAAAGCACAAUAUCGCUCCAGGGAAAAACAUUCCUGAUCUUCUAGGUCGGGCAGAGUUAUGGCUGUGCAUGACGAACUUUGCUUUCGAUUUCCCCCAUCCCACCGCCCCUAAUUGGGUGGCCGUCGGAAAUACUGGGGAUACCCCCGCAGAGCCACUCGAAAAGGAUUUCGAAAGCUUCGUCCAGGGAUCCGGCGAACAUGGAUUUAUUGUGUUCUCUUUAGGUACUCAUUUUACUGAGCUUCCUAACCCAGAAAUGACCGAAGCCUUUGCGAGAGUCUUCAGCGAGCUUCCACAGAGAGUCAUCUGGCGUUAUACCGGACCACGCCCUCGUAACCUUGGUAACAACACAAUGUUGGUCGACUGGAUACCGCAAAAUGACCUUGUUGGUCACCCAAAAGCCAGACUGUUGGUAUACCAUGGUGGCGCUAAAGGAAUCUUGGAGGCCAUUUAUCACGCUGUUCCCAUGGUAAUCAUGCCAAUAUUUGCUGAACAAGAAUCUAAUGCUGUCAAGGUAGUCGUCAGAGGAAUAGGGAAACGGCUUCAGAAGGAUGCGAUCUCUUACGAGACAGUCAACGUUGUGGUGACGGAGGUACUUUCAAAUCCAAGCUACAAAGAAAACGUCCAACGAAUCUCUAGAAUCUACAGAGAUACCCAGUCCAAUCCAGAUGAUGUUGUGGUCUACUGGGUUGAACACAUCCUCAAAUUUGGAGGGUCACACCUGAGAACCAGAGCCUUGGAGCUUAACUUUAUCCAGCUUCAUUCCAUCGACGUCCUCGCUUUUAUCGUCGGGAUCGCACUCGUUAUCGCCUUCCUUCUCGUUUCAUGUUUUAAACGAUAUAUCGCUUGUUGCUUUAACAGAGAGAAAAUAAAAGUUGAAUAAUAACUUCAAGAAUUGACAUUUUGGCGUUGCAGAGGUGCUGUGCUCCAGUAGAUAUUUCGCAGGACCCUUACUCCACAAAGUUCGGGGUCAAAUCCUAUUACGGCACUGUAGGCAGCGCAUGUCCUUUGUCAAGGUAUUGAUCUACAUUUUGCCAUACACGACUCAGGUGAGGUUGUCUAUCUGGUACUGUUUAGUUGAAACUAAAGCGUCUAUUUGGCAUAGCGCCACGCAUCGAAAGAUACGUUACACAAGGACCCCGUUGCAUAACUUGGACAUCCAAUGGUAUUACCACAAUUGAUCAACAGCCAAUCAAAUUCAAGAAUGCGAUGGAAGUUACCAUUGGAUGGAAAAGUUACUACCGCCUGGACAAUGAGCGCCGUUCUAAUCAUUUUUCCACUAUGCAUUUUUUCCUAUAAUUUGUCACAAUAUGUGCACUAAUACAACUCAGGGUGAAUACAAACCUUCUUCCGGAUGAUCAAAAUGUAUAGCCAUUAUUUUAAGCUUUCUCGCACGCC
Molecule: messenger RNA, 2726 nt
Organism: Lytechinus variegatus (green sea urchin)
Lineage: Eukaryota; Metazoa; Echinodermata; Echinoidea; Temnopleuroida; Toxopneustidae
Product: UDP-glucuronosyltransferase 2B9-like
Exons: 5
Coding region: 631-2211 (526 amino acids)
Molecular function (GO): UDP-glycosyltransferase activity
Source: RefSeq, a predicted model, not a curated record